CAAAUUGUUGUUAAACAAGUGGAAUCUGACAUUUUUAACAUCCAACAUGUUUUAGAGAAGCUUUGCUAAACAAUGCGAGACUGGAUGACAGAAAAAUCUGUAAUUUUAUACUAGCAAUGGGAGCCUCAUUUUGUUAUUAACCAGGUUUUACAGGCAGGCAUUUAAAAGGAGAAAGUUGCAUUUCACCCUUGAACAUUUUAAUACAGGAAGUAUGUCAUGCCAGAGGUAAUAAAUCAUUUCAAACUACCCUCCUUUCUCCCCAGCCCUCAAGUAGGAGUCACACUCAAUACAUUUAACACUCUGCACAGGACUUGCAGAGUCACAGUUGCAUUGGAGUCUUGUUGUGUGAAAUUUAGUAAGCCACCCACGAUGGAUGUGAAAGCGCUUGCAGUUAUAACCCUGCUGAUGAUGACAAUGUACAUCCAUGUAUCCCAUGCAAAGCCAUUCAGCCUGGGCCAGAGAUGCUGGUGCAGAUCUCCUGAGAAAAGUGUGCACAAGAACAAUGUCAAGAAUCUGAAGUUUAUGAACACUCCCAACUGCCCUCUGCAGAUCAUUGCAACAAUGAGAAAUGACAAGCAAGUAUGUCUUGACCCUGAGACUAAAUGGCUACAGCAAUACUUGAAGAAUGCUAUUAACAAGUAAGGAGAAAUACUUCUUGACAAGAUUAAAAAAUCAAGAGGCAUUUGAAAACACGUGCUGGAUUACAGCUCCUUUCACCCAUGUAAUAUUUGUAUUCUUCUCUGGACUGCUUGCUGUAACAGCACUUAACCACCAUACAUGUAUGUUGAGACAUUGAUACUGCCACCUGCAUCAACACUGCUUUUACUGACAAUAUAAAUUAUAUAUGUGAAAUUAUAUGUAGAUGUCUUAUAUAACUAUGAUACAGGUCACACGUCUGUGAGUUUAACUGCUUGUUCCUUGAUGUUUAUGUGCUGGUGAACUAAAUUGCUUUUGGACUAGAGAGUCAGACAAAACUAACUGAAGUUAAUUUUUAAAGAAUAACUUGUAGACUGCCUUCCACCCUUCGUAAUUAAUUUCUCAAAUUGCAUAGUAACAGAUGCACAAUAACUACCUUCCCAUUUACAUGCUACGGUUUGGCAUCACCAGAGCCAUACACAAUCAUAAGUUUACAGUGCUGCAAUAAGAAGCUGGUUUGCAACUUAACUGUACUGCUGCCGUUUGACCCAAUUGAAUGCACUUUAGUUUAUUCACAUGGCUGCAUUUGCCAGCAAACAGUGAUUUGGGCUGUUUGAUAAGUGAAUAAAAUGGAUCACCUGAGGCAAACUUUCUGUAUUUGUAAGAAACCCUUUGCAUAUGAGAAUCAUUUUAAGGUCUGUAAUCUCCAUUUAUAUACUGAGUGCAAAAUGUAGUUAUUCUCCAUUUAAAAUGAAGACUCUUUCAAGUACACACUGCAAAAAUGUUCCCAUAAGAACAUCAUACUAGCAAUUACUGUGUAAAUGAUUUUUGUCUUGCUAUGUUUUAAACAGCUUUUAAUGCCUGUUUUUCAGUUUGAGAUUUUAUUACUGUUUAAUUUGCUUGUUAUAUUUGCUUAUUGAAUUUUCUAGGAGGCAGAGAAUAGUCAGAUGCCUUACAUUUUAAUAGUGUAGGUAUUUUAUAAAAAUGUGUAAAAUGAAGGUAUUCCCAGAAUGUACAAAAACUACAGUAUGCUCAUAUCAAGAGAAUUCUAACUGCUACUUUGUGAAUUAUAAAGUAAUUUUAUUUUUUUUAUAUAAAAAAUUAAUUAAAUCCCAAAAUGAAUCAGAGUUCAUGAAGUCAAAAUAGUCAAGCUGUAUUUUUCCUCAUGCCACCCUAUUAUAGCUGCAAUACAUACAACUCUAGUUGUGGUGGUGGGGACAAAAUGUGGGCGGUCUGAGAAUAUUUGAUGUAUUUGCCAAGUUAAGUCACUGGAAGUGUUGCAGGGCUAUGUCAGUGACUGGACCAGGGCCAGUAAGUGCAAUAUUUAGACCCAGAAACAGUUUCAUUUGAUAAGUAAUGAAUCGUUUGGAUUGAAACCCCAUACUUACGCUUUUCCAUAUUCCAUGCUGUUUUCUUCACUAACUGCUCCCUGUCUACGGCUUGCAUCUUUCCUGGCCCAACAUCUAAAGCAGCCUGCCUUUUUAUAUGAAGCAGCCUGCAGGCAUGCACAUCCAUUUAAUCUCUGUAGAAGAAAUACUGUCUGUUCAACUAUACACAAUUCCUUAGAAAAAAAAGGCAAUUCUCUAGAGAAGGCCAUCACUGUCUAAAGUAGCCAUGAUUCAGAAUCCUUUAUACUUGUUCAUUAUUUGGCAUUUAGACAAAUAUGGUGUAAAUGGCUAGUUGGAGUUUCUGCACAUUACAUUUUAAAUUCCUAAUGCUUAAGGUCAAUUUGCAAUUCAAGACUACGCUUAAUAUUUGAAGUUUAAACUUUGUUUUUGCUACUCUGAUACCCCUCCUUCCUUUUACUGAGUAGGAGCAUUGUUUCUGCAUGUAAUUUCAUACUGACAGGGUAAUCUGGUAAUAUAUUUUGCAUUGUGUUUAAUCAGGGGAAGAGACUUAUUUUGAUUUAAAAUGGCAGCAGACCCACACAGGGACCAAACCUAAGUGUAAAAUGUUUAAUCUAAGCUUUCACUCGAUCUGGUAUGCCACAAUAAAUGCUGGUGCUUUUUCAUGGAGAGAGUUAGUCUUACACAAAGUGUGACACUUAUAUCAAAUGUUUAUUUCUUAUGACUUAUUCUCCCGCACAAUGUGAAGAACUAAUUCUUUUAAGGCAGCUUUAAAAAGAAGUAUACAAUAUACAAGGCAUUUUAUAUAGCCUUUUUUUUAAAUGAGAUUUUCACUAUAUCAAACCAGCAUUCAUAUAUUUUUGUAUUUUCAUUGCACUUGGUAAUUUUUCAAUAAACGUAUAAAGGAAAAA
This is a messenger RNA of Acipenser ruthenus (sterlet), 2893 nucleotides long. RefSeq names its product stromal cell-derived factor 1-like. NCBI's taxonomy places the organism in Eukaryota, Metazoa, Chordata, Actinopteri, Acipenseriformes, Acipenseridae. The record is from RefSeq and is a predicted model, not a curated record. Gene Ontology annotation, biological process: defense response; immune response; chemotaxis. The coding region runs from base 217 to 642 and encodes 141 amino acids. Gene Ontology annotation, cellular component: extracellular region. The transcript has 4 exons. Gene Ontology annotation, molecular function: chemokine activity.